This is a messenger RNA of Urocitellus parryii (Arctic ground squirrel), 198 nucleotides long. The record is from RefSeq and is a predicted model, not a curated record. NCBI's taxonomy places the organism in Eukaryota, Metazoa, Chordata, Mammalia, Rodentia, Sciuridae.
AUGCAGCAACCACCAAGUGGGCCUGGCAAUUGCUUGACAUUAAAAAAAAAAAAAUUUAAAAAAAAUUUUUUUUCUGAAGGGCUCUAGGGUAUAGGCUAGGGAGGGGGAACCGAGGCUUCUAACCCAGUCCCCGCCUAAGCUGCAUUGUGUGCAGCUAAGCUCGAGGCCAGCGUUGAGCAAGAUCUUGCUCGGGUGUGA